CGCAGCGGCCGGUACGGGCAAAUCGCCGUCGUGCCAGGGCCUAGCCUUGCGGGCUGGGAUGGCCUUUAAAUCUCUCGGGUAUGGGAGGUAUUCUUUCCCAAUUGCAUCCUAUACUCUGUAUUGGGCGGUAGGUUCUUCACUCUUGCACACACCUACGAUGGCGGUGGUUGUUCACUUCGAUGAUGCCGACAUAGCGGUACCAACUAGCACGUAUAAGCAAGCCAGCGCGUGUCUGGGGUGCUUUUACCCUGGAAAAUCAUACAGCUACCUCAUGGGGAGUUAGCCGCACCCUGGCGCGGAUAGGGAAGAACACUCGCUGAUCGGGAGACUGGUGGGGCUGCCACCGGCGUUGCAUACGAUCAAGACAACCCUCACCCGCGUCUGGCGGCCCGACGGCAAAUUCACCAUUUCUCCGUUGGAGUUGGGUCUGACCCACAUCAUUUUCUCCCCGCAAUCGGACCUGCGGAAGGUCGAAAAGGGGUCUCCAUGAAUUUUACCCAAGUACAUGCUUGUUGUACGCUCGUGGGUUCCUCCCUCGCCGGCAGUUGCAGCAUCGUUGCUUUGGGAACCGCUAGAGGUCCAGAUGUGGGGGGUGCCAUUCGAGUGCUUCACCGCUAAACUUGCACAACGGUUAGGGUCUGCGCUAGGGGAGACAACUACCCCAACCCUUCACCGCUCUGAUGUAUCUGGUGGACUCUACUUUAGAGCCGAACCGGUUCUUGAUUUGGCGGCUCCACUUCCAGUUGAGAUUGAGGUUGGACAUGUUACUGCGGGCAAAGGUAAUUUCAUUGUCAAGAUUAAGUAUGAACGAUUGCCUGUCUUUUGUUACUUCUGUGGAAUCAUAGGGCAUAUUGGCGCCAAUUGCCCGCGCAAGGCCGAUCUAGAGGAGGAUCCACCUCGCUAUGGGCGGUUCAUGGUGUCAGAGGAAUCGGGGCCUGAGAUUACAGAGGACAUGCUGUCGCGACGUAAGAAGCGAUUAACUUGGCUGCGGGCGAUGUCGCAAAAACCUCCGUCGUUCAGGCCGGCUGGCGGGUUUAAGACUCCGCGUCCUCAGGCUACUAGCGGGGUGUUGGUGGCGCAAAUGGGGGCUCGGUUGGGCUCCAACUGGGAGGAUACGCGUAGACCUCGGCCUGUCCAGGUAGGGGAGAGGAUGCAACUGUUAUCCUUGAAUGGUGAACCAUCUUUUGCGGCUGCUACACAUCUGGAAACCACUAAAGUGGAGGAAGGGAUGAUAGAUGAGGAUGUUGCCAUUUCCUCACCGCCUGCAGCGAAGAGGAUCAAGCAUAACGUUCCGGCUCUGGACACAAACUCAAGGGUGGAGGCAACCAGCCCCGACUGGUCCCACGGUAAUCCAUGAGUAUUCUCGCUUGGAAUUGUCGAGGAAUCGGCUCCUCCUUGACAAUUCCAACUCUUGGUGGAGCCACCGGUCGAUUUCACCCUCAUGUUAUCCUGCUCAGUGAAACCAGACGUGAUGAGGAGUAUGUGCAAGGCAGAUUGGCCACUUGGGGUAUCAUAACUGUCGAUGUCAUCAUUCUGCUAGUGGAAGGGGGAUUUGGCUGUAGCCUGGUCAUCUAGUACCUCAUGUACAGUGCAUUACCUUUCAGGAUUUCUUAGUGUUCUUGAAUGUACAGUUGUAGGUGUAGGGUCUUUUGCUUUAUUAUUUGUGCAUUUAUCUUGUGAUGUUGCUACCAGGCAGGAUCAACUUAAUGAAAUUGCAGCUUUUGUUUUGUCGUUCUCUAUCCCAGUGUUUGUGCUGGGUGACUUCAAUUGUCUCCUAUCUCUAACGGAAAAGCGUGGAGGUAACAUUCCCUCGGUUGAGGAAUUGGAUCAAUUAAAUAUGUUUGUUAAUGCAACAGGGCUGGUGGAUGUAGGCUACCAUGGAUCACCAUUCACAUGGUCUAAUAGGCGGUCAGCUUCGGCGCACAUCAUGGAAUGAUUAGAUCGGUGCCUGGGAUCUGUAUCUGCCCUUUCAUCCUGGCCUGAACUCAAGGUAAUCCACCUUACUGACUUGGGUUCUGAUCAUCGGAUGCUAUUGUUGCAGCUCUCAUCUCAAAACCAGCCCACCAAAACUCGUUUUCACUACGACGGGCGAUGAGAUACGAAUCACGAGGCGGUAGAGAUCAUCAGGCAGGCUUGGGGCAAAGUCGUACAUGGCACACUUCAAUUCCGUGCAUUCAACCAGCUGAAGUCCGUCCGACAUGAGCUGGUCGACUGGGCGCGUGUCGGUACAUCUAAUUCUGCCCGCUCGAUCCGCGAAUACAAACAGGCUAUUGAAGCAGCCCGGGAGGCCGAAAUGGUGGACUGGGAGCACAUUAAGCAACUGGAAAACCAAUUGUCCGAGGCAUAUAGACAGGAAGAGUUAUUUUGGCUGCAGAAAUCAAGAGUUGGCUGGCUACAAGGCGGGGACUCAAACACCCGGUUGUUCCAUUUGGCCGUCCUUCAGCGGCGGAGGAAUAAUCGGAUGGAGGGUCUCUGAGAUGACAUGGGCGUUCUUCAUCACUCAAUGGAUGAGAUGGCAGGUAUCUCAAUUCCAUACUUUCAAAUACUCUUUACAUCCAAUCACAUCGAUCCUACACCUUUUGUACAGAGUCUACGACUGCCUAGGAAAGUAACCUUUGACAUGAAUGCUUCUCUAACUGCACCAGUCACAUUAGACGAGAUUAAACUUGCAAUGUUUAGCAUUGGCCGGUUCCAGGCGCCGGGCUCUGAUUGAUUUUCUGCAGGAUUUUUCCAAGCUCAUUGGGACAUUAUUGGAAAGGAUAUUAGUGCAGCUGUGUUAUCGUUCUUUGCGUCAGGUCGGCUCCUGCAUAGCUUCAAUCACACGUGCAUCACCCUUCUCCCCAAAGUUCCCAAUGCAUACACGAUGAGGCAAUUACGGCCGAUCAGUUUAUGUCAGGUCUUUUACAAGAUUAUCGCGAAAAUACUUGCUUGUCGGCUUAGUCGUGUCAUGCCUGAUAUAGUAAGUCUGAAUCAAAAUGGUUUCGUGCG
Molecule: messenger RNA, 2988 nt
Organism: Linum trigynum
Lineage: Eukaryota; Viridiplantae; Streptophyta; Magnoliopsida; Malpighiales; Linaceae
Source: the annotation of a GenBank genome assembly